Messenger RNA from Nakaseomyces glabratus, 1362 nucleotides. RefSeq names its product putative mannan endo-1,6-alpha-mannosidase (gene DFG5). The record is from RefSeq and is a predicted model, not a curated record. Gene Ontology annotation, biological process: carbohydrate catabolic process; fungal-type cell wall biogenesis; budding cell bud growth. Gene Ontology annotation, molecular function: mannan endo-1,6-alpha-mannosidase activity. Lineage: Eukaryota; Fungi; Ascomycota; Saccharomycetes; Saccharomycetales; Saccharomycetaceae.
AUGAAAUUACUGUUUUCGCUUCAAUUAUGGGUCCUCAUAGGGACUCUUUUUCCAGACGCUGGUGCGAUCAAUUUGCAAGACAAUAAGGACUCUAUAUGUGCAGCCACUGCUUUGAUUCAAGGUGGUAUGCUUGAUUAUUAUGAAGGUACUCGUUACGGUGGUACUGUAGGUAUGUUUCAGCCUCCAUACUAUUGGUGGCAAGCUGGUGUUGCGUUUGGUGGUAUGUUAGAAAAUUGGUUUCUAUGUCAGAACGACACAUACAAGGAUUUGUUAAUGAAUGCUUUGGUAGCGCAAACUGGUCCAAAUUAUGAUUAUAUUCCAGCCAAUCAGACUACAGUGGAAGGUAAUGAUGACCAAGGUGUUUGGGGUCUUACAAUUCUAGAUGCAGUUGAGCGUAACUUCUCCGCUCCAAUUGAUGGUAAACCAGGUUGGUUAGCCAUGAGUCAAGGUAUCUUUAAUACUAUGUACGCAAGAUGGGACAUGCAAAGUUGUAAUGGUGGUCUAAGAUGGCAAAUUUUCACUUGGAAUAGUGGCUACAAUUAUAAAAACACUAUUUCAAAUGCAUGUCUAUUCCAGAUCGCUGCUAGAUUGGGUAGGUACACCGGUAACACCACUUAUUUAGAUGUUGCAGAAAGAGUCUUUGAUUGGCUUGUUGGUGUUGGUUACAUUGUAUUGUCUGAGAAAGGUAAUGUUUAUGAUGGUGCCAAGGUUGAGGAUAACUGUACUGACAUCACCGCUAUUGAAUGGACUUAUAACCACGGUGUUGUUUUGGGUGGGUUAGCUUAUAUGUACAAUGCAACCAAUGGUUCCUCUGUAUGGCAGUCUAGAUUGACUUCAGUUCUUGGCGGUGCUACUGCAUAUUUCUUCCAAGAUGAUAUUAUGUAUGAGAGUGCCUGUCAACCAUAUAAGACAUGUAACAACGAUCAAAGAUGUUUCAAGAGUAUUUUCUCAAGAAUGUUAGGUUUCACUAGUGUGUUAGCGCCAUUUACUAGUGACACAAUCGAUCCAUUGUUAAAAGCUAGUGCUAUGGCAGCUGCAGGUUCCUGUGAUGGUGGUACAGAUGGUCAUACUUGUGGUCUAGAUUGGCAAUUAAAGACAAAUGAUGGUUACUAUGGUCUUGGAGAACAGAUGAGUGCACUCGAAGUAAUACAGCAACUGCUUAUCCAUGAGAGACCUGCCCCAUACCGGGCUGAUAAUGGUGGAACUUCAGUUGGUGAUGCAGCUGCUGGUUUAAACUCAACAACAACAAAUGUUCUAAAGAAUAACUUGAAAAUCACUGGUGGUGACCGUGCUGGUGCGGCAAUUGUAACAACCAUUGUGUUAGGUAUAAUAAUUGGAGGUGCUGCCUGGAUGAUGUUUUAA